Messenger RNA from Nothobranchius furzeri (turquoise killifish), 2174 nucleotides. RefSeq names its product premelanosome protein b (gene pmelb). Gene Ontology annotation, cellular component: melanosome; plasma membrane. NCBI's taxonomy places the organism in Eukaryota, Metazoa, Chordata, Actinopteri, Cyprinodontiformes, Nothobranchiidae. Gene Ontology annotation, biological process: melanosome organization. The record is from RefSeq and is a predicted model, not a curated record.
UGGAGAUUAAACCCCAGAGAGUUUAUAAAGCCACUCCUCUGCUGCCUGCUCCGUGCUAAAGGGACAUUUCGCAAGGAAAAGGUGACGAUGUGGACGUCUGCAGUGCUGCUUCUGCUGCUGGCUGCAGCUUCACAAACUGUGGCAAAACACAAAACCCGUUUUACCCGUUAUCCGUCAUGGAAUGCUAAGAUGUACCCGGUCUGGAAAGAUGGCGACUCGCGGUACAAAGAUGCCUGGAAAGGUGGAAGAGUAAGCUUCAAUGUUGGGAAUGAUUCACCGACUCUGACGGGAGCUAGAGUCACCUUCACCAUCGACCUGGAGUUCCCUCACACCCAAAAGGUUCAGCCUGAUGGGGACGUGGUCUGGGCUGAAGACUGCAUUAUCAAUGGAACAAAGUUUCUUAAGUCUGAACCAGUUUACCGGAUAAAGGACAUGGACUGGGAGGCUGUAUUUCCUGAUGGAACACCCGUGAAGAAGGACAGGAAGCCAGCGUAUGUCUUUGUCUGGAAGACGUGGGGUCAGUACUGGCAGGUGGCAGAUGGACCUUCCUCAUCCCUGACCAUUGAUACACAUGACAUCCCCCUGGGCUCCUACACCAUGGACAUCGUCAUCUAUCACUACCGAAGCAAGGAGAAGUUCAUUCCUUUGGGAUACGCCUCAACACAGUUCUCUAUCACUGAUCAGAUCCCCUUUGCAGUCUCCCUGGACCAAGUGAAUGACAUUGUGGCUGGAGACAUGCGCUUUGUGCAGAACAGGGCAAUUGCCUUCACGGUCACCCUCCAUGACCCCAGCGAGUACCUAAGUGAUGCAGACAUCACCUUCAACUGGGAUUUCGGUGAUGAGAGCGGAGCCCUGAUAUCCAGAGAGCUGACCGUUACUCACACCUACAUCGACUCGGGCUCCUACAAACCCCAGGUAGUGAUCCAGGCAGUCAUCUCAGAUAAGGCAUGCGACCCUUCAUCUGAUAACCCAACAACUGUUCCUGGUGCACCAGUUGACCAGGCCACCACAGCGAAAGCUCCUGUUUUGGUGUCUGCUGCUACCAUACUGGUUUCCUCCAAACCAGCUGAUCUGAACGUCAACGUGGUUCCCUCAGACACAGAAGAAGACAACAGCGAGGGUGAGGCCUCCUCUGCUUCAGUCUCAGAGACUCUGUACCCUGUCAACCAGCUGCCUGCUGCAAGUAAAGCAGCAAACAAGCAGGCAGCAAAGAGAGCCUUGGUGCUGACGGGCCACGCUGCAGCCGUUGCUGUUGCUAGGAGAGACGUCAGCGACAAGCAGCCUGAUGAUGAUGACUGUGUCAUAUACAGAUAUGGCUCCUUCUGCACGGGCAUCGAAGUUUUUGAGGGCAUUGAGAAAGUCGAAAUUUUACAAUUGGACAACAAUGUAAUGAUGACAUCUGGAACAAGUUCAAAUGUUUUGGACAUCACCGUUACUUGCCAAGGAAGUUUUCCAAAAGAAGUUUGCAGCGUGAUUCUGGAUGCAGAAUGUCUGAAGCCACUUCACACCUCAUGCAACAUGGUGGAGCCUUCCAAGGAGUGCCAGAUGGUGCUCCGUCACUUCUUCAACAACUCCGGUGUCUACUGCAUCAAUGUUUCUAUGGCCAAUGAUGUCAGUUUGGCUGCCACCAGUGCCAAAGUCAACGUUAACAUGGGUUCUGGUCUGCCAUCUUCUGGCCCUGUUGUCAUGUUGCUGGGUGUUCUGGUGCUUGCUCUGGCAGUAGGAAUAGUUGCGUAUUCUUACAAACGCUUUAAGUCCUACCAGCCCUUGAAGGAGGACACCACAGCAUCUGAAGGCCCUCAGCUUAGUGGUGUUCUCAGCUGCUCUGGAGCCCCAAAGUUCUGGAAGUCCCAGAAUAAAAAAAGAGCCCUCGAUGACUGCCCUCUGCUGCAGGACAGGCUGCUGUGAGCCCCCAAACGUGCACAGCCCCUAAAGAUUAUAAUAAUAUAACAGAGCUGAACCUGUUUUGGUAGAAGGCAACAGACCUGGGAUGGAUUUUAUACUUUUUAAACAACACUUAACUAAUUGGUAUUAUUUAGGGUUUCAUAAUCAGCACCCUAUAUUCCUACACUGUUUUUGUACUAUUUUAGAGGUCAUUUGAACAUUUGUACUUGAAUUUGGACAAAGAUAAAUUUGAAUGUUUCUCCAAAUAAACAUUGUUCAAAGCAGUUUCA